Molecule: messenger RNA, 1293 nt
Organism: Drosophila ananassae
Lineage: Eukaryota; Metazoa; Arthropoda; Insecta; Diptera; Drosophilidae
Product: protein Rae1
Exons: 2
Coding region: 84-1214 (376 amino acids)
Biological process (GO): RNA export from nucleus; transcription-dependent tethering of RNA polymerase II gene DNA at nuclear periphery
Cellular component (GO): nuclear pore
Molecular function (GO): RNA binding; ubiquitin binding
Source: RefSeq, a predicted model, not a curated record
GGGACACCCGGAACUCACAGUCGAACACACCACAUCACACCAUACACAACCCUUUUGUACUAAUUAUAUUUUACUAAACUUUAAUGAGCACAAUGGUGAGAUUCAACGUCAGCCGUGGCCCCGCGCGCAACUGUUGGUUGCGGGGCAAGCGGUUCGGCGAUGAGGUCAAGGACUACGAGCUCGCCGGAGCGCCCUCGGACUCGGUGAGUGCUCUGCGGUUCUCCGGGAAGUCCUGCCCCUUCCUGGGCCUGUCGGCUGCCAGCUGGGAUGAGACGGUUCGCUUUUGGCGCAUCGACCGGGACGAGUGCGUGGCCAUUCCCAAGGCCAUGACGAAGCUCAGCAGUCCUCCGCUGGACACCUCCUGGAACGAGGACGGCACCAGGAUCUACGUGGGCGACUGCGAGGGGAAACUCCUGGCGUGGGAUCUGAUGACGGACAAGGUGACGCAGGUGGGGAGCCACGAAAAGGGAGUGCGUAGCUGCCACUUGGUGGCGGGAUCGGUGACCUCCUACCUGAUGACCACCUCCUGGGACAAGACCGUCAAGUUUUGGGAUCCGCGGAUGUCCUCGUUGGCAGCCAGCCUGCCACUCCCGGAGCGCAGCUAUGCAGCGGACGUGUGCCAUCCCCUGGCGGCGGUGGCAUGUGCCGACAACACUGUGACAGUCAUCUCCCUGGAGAACGGGCCCGUGGAGAGGUGUCGCUACGACCUGAUGCGCAGCGGCUCGAUAAGUAGCCAGGUGCGAGCGCUGGCCAUCCACAAGAUGGGUCAGGGCGAGGACGGUAUGGCGUGGGCCGUGAGCCGGACCGACGGCUGGGUGAACUUCCAGCACCUGCUGAACCGGAACAGGGACUUCAACCUCAAAUGCCACGUCGACCUGGACCUGAUUCACAACGUCCACAACGCGUACGCGGUCAACGACCUGAGCUUCCAGCCCGGCAGCACGGUCUUGGCCACGGUGGGAUCGGACGGCCAGUACCAGUUCUGGGACCACAGCACCCGGUGCCGGCUCAAGCGGAGCUCCCUGUGCGACCAGCCCCUCACCAAGUGCGCCUUCGACGCGCACGGCGACAUCUUCGCCUACGCCGUGGGCUACGACUGGUCCAUGGGGCACGAGUACUUCGAUCCAAAGGUCUUGCCGCAGAUUUUCCUCAAAUCGAUGGUCGACCCGGACCUCCCGUCCCGACAAAGGGAGUGGGGACUGUGUGAGGUGUGAGAAAAAAUGGAAUUUUGGAUACUUUUUUAAAAGAGAUUACCUCGGCCAUGCUUUCAAAUUAUAUUGUCGUUCCAAUGCA